CAUGGAGGCUUCCAAGGAGAGGGAUAUCUGAAGGAGACUGUUUUCUUCGUACAUCUGUCAUUAUAAAUGGUGGGUUUUGAGUACGGGAUAUAAAGCUUUAUAUUUGUUGUCUGAAAUAUACCUCAGUCAUGGAUUGCGGAAUCGAAAAAUCCAAAUAAGUUCUGUUUCGUGAAAGUCAGUGUGAUGGAUCUACGAUGAAGUGUGCCCGCUGCCUGCUCAAGCUGCAGAGUCUCCGGCUGCUGGGACAGUCUGCCCGGCCUGCAGCUCAGCAUGGAGCUCUGCUACAGCCAGCCUCCUCCUCUCAGCCUCACAUGCUGCAAAACACCCAGCACCAGGUGCUAAGGCGUUUCCAUAGGAGCCCGACGCAUGACAAGGACCGACCCAUACCUGCAGACUUCUUCGAUGAGGACGACAAGAAAAAGGACAAGUCUUUAGUCACCCAUGACGACCUGUUUGAGCAGGUGGCCAGGGAGACCAAAACCAAGGCCACGUUCAACAAAGUGGUGGAGGUCUUCAUCAAGCAGGACGUGAGGCGCCGCGGCCACGUGGAGUUCAUCUACGCCGCGCUGCAGAAAAUGCCCGAGUUCGGCGUGGAGAAAGACCUGGCCGUCUACAACAAGCUGCUGGACGUUUUCCCCAAAGAGGUGUUUGUGCCGCGGAACUUUAUCCAGACAAUGUUCAACCACUACCCCCGCCAGCAGGAGUGUGGAGUGCAGCUGCUGGAGCAGAUGGAGAGCUAUGGUAUCAUGCCCAACGUUGAGACCAAAGUCCUGCUGAUCCAGAUCUUUGGAGCGAAGGGCCACGCCGUGAGGAAGUACCAGCGCAUGAUGUACUGGUUCCCCAGAUUCCAAAACACAAACCCCUACCCCAUCCCCAAGUACCUGCCGGAAGACCCCGUGGACCUGGCCCACUUCAGCCUGGCACGCAUAGCUGAUGACCGGGAUGCUAAAGUCACCGUGUAUCAGCUGCCCUGCACAGACAUCACAGAGAGUGGAGAGGAGAUCACACUUCCACAUGUAGUCGGUAUCCAGAGCCCCAGCCAGAUGGAGCUGCUGGCCAAGCAUAACCCGAGCCGGCCGGUGUUUGUGGAGGGCCCCUUCCCUCUGUGGCUCCGGAAGAAGUGUGUGUACUACUACGUCCUCAGAGCGGACCCCGUGCCGCCUGAAGAGAAGGUGGAGGAGCCCUAUGACCCCGAGAGAUCUUUGGCUUAUCCUCUGCAGCUGGACCUGGAACUGGACCGUGACCUCGGGGACGAGGAGAGCUUCGAUGUGGAAGACUUGGACGAGGGUGCAGUGUUCGCCAUGUGUAUGACCAGUCAGGGGGACCAGGCCGUCCUCAACCAGUGGAUCUCCGGCCUCCAGCAGAACAACCCCAUCCUGGGCCGGGUCCCGACUUUGUUCCGCCUGGAGCAGGGGCCCAGGGAACUGCAGGGGGGCCAUCAAACAGUGUCAGACCACAGGCACAGGCCAGACCCCGAGACCCAGAGAGAGGAAGAAGAGGUAACAGUGGAAGAAGAGCCGAGGAGGAGCCAGGGGAUGAAACAGUGAGCAGACUGUGGGCUAAAGACUGAAAGGAACAUACUGUAUAUGUGGGAUUUAUAGAUAUAUGUCCAUGUUGGGGUGGGGCUGGAUCAGAUUUCACCAGGGACACACCAACUCUGCAGUAAAUAAAUAUCAUUUAAAAUAAAUGUGGUGAUUUAUCUACAUUUAAAUCAUCUUAAGCAAUGGUUCCCAGAAUAAUGAUAUCAAAGCAGCAAAAUAAAGAUUCAAACACACAAAUGUCUUUUCAUGGUUUAAUUGAACAUGUAUGUACUUUAAAAUAAAUGUAUUUCUAUAUGUUAAAACAUCAUUAAAUUAACAAGGGAUGCUUUUUAAUUUAAAGUGAAUAGUCAUAAAUCUAUUUUUCUACUUAUUUCCCCACACGUCCAUCCCACCUCAAACCCAGACCUACAUGUGAUGCUGUCCGCUCAGGUUUGAAUGGAAAAUCAUGUUUACUAAAUUGGAAAAUCUGCAUGUAGGAAAGCAAUACUCCUCCUCUAAACAGCUAAGUAAUAAAAUCCUGUCACCAUCCUA
Molecule: messenger RNA, 2072 nt
Organism: Eleginops maclovinus (Patagonian blennie)
Lineage: Eukaryota; Metazoa; Chordata; Actinopteri; Perciformes; Eleginopidae
Gene: ecsit
Product: ECSIT signaling integrator
Exons: 8
Coding region: 195-1547 (450 amino acids)
Biological process (GO): innate immune response; cell surface receptor protein serine/threonine kinase signaling pathway
Cellular component (GO): mitochondrion
Molecular function (GO): protein binding
Source: RefSeq, a predicted model, not a curated record